CGUUGUUUGUAUUCUUCACCUGCGAACCUGCCCCCACCGCUAAAAAAAAUCCUAAAGGAAACACUGCAGAGACAUUUCCAAAAAUAAAUUGUUUCCUAAGAAGAAUGUACAUCGCAUCAUCAGUCAGUCAUUUAUUUAUUUAAGAAUGUAAAGAGGAGGAGGAUCCACUAUGACACCACCCACCUAAUGACUUCAUGAGGAUCUGCUGACAGGAGGGUUUACUCAAACAGGAGGUUGGAAAGACAAUGAUUCACAGCAACAAGAUUUUGAUUGUGUGUAUUGUUCAAUAUAACCAAACACUUGGAAAACAAAAUGAUCAUCUUAUUCCUCAGCAUUACUUUGAACACAAUUCUGGUUUCAGGUUCCUCUCUCAGUGACAGAGUCCACCAGACUCCAGCUCAUGUGUUCAACAAACCCAAAGAAACAGCCAAAAUCAACUGCUCGCACAGUAUUGACAGCUACGACCGAAUCCUCUGGUACAAGCAAUCGGACAGACAACUGCAGUUCCUGGGAUACAUGUAUACAACCAGUGGAAACCCAGAGGCUGGUCUGGGUGUGAAGAUAGAAGGGAGUGCAAAUAAAGACCAAAACUGCACAUUAACAAUAGAAGAACUCAGCCUGAGCAGCAGUGCAGUGUACUUCUGUGCUGCUAGACCUCCCACCUCCCAUUAUAAAAAGCAGCCUCAGACAUUCAUCAGGUCUGCUGUGACGGCGUCUCAUGUUAACAGGAUCACUAUUAUGACUCAAGUUCUCAUUACAUUUGUAGUCUCGUCUCUGUGGCUUCAAGGUCAGUGCCAGGAUGUGACCCAACACCCUGAAAUCAGUUGGAGUUAUGUUUCCCAAUCUGCAGAGAUGAACUGCAGCCACAACAAAGAUAUUUCUCAUAACCAGAUGUACUGGUACAGACAGCGUCCAGGGGAGACCAUGACCCUCGUUGUCUACACAGUUGUUGGUGUACAGCCAGACUACGGGGGGGCUCCUCAAACCAAAUAUUCAGCCAUCAAAGAAAACUCUGAGAGCGGGGCUCUUACUGUGAAAGACUUGCAGCUUGAGGACAGCGCUGUGUACUUCUGUGCCGUCAGUAAACACAGUGAUGUGACAAGUCUGAGCAGCUGAACAAUAACUGGUUGCCAACACAUUUGACAGGAGGACAACAUGCCAACAUUAUUCCUUUUGUCUUGGCUCAUUGGAGUUUGUCUGGGUGAUGAAGUCUACCAAACUCCUCCAGAACUUCUCAGAAGACCUGGAGACAAAGUCGAGCUGGUCUGCAGCCAUGAAAGGAGCUACUUCACAGUCAUGCAGUGGUACCAGAAAUCCGCUGGAGACUGAGCUCUGAAACGCAUUUGACAUGUGUAUUACAGCAACAUAGAGCAGGAGAAGUCUU
This is a messenger RNA of Perca fluviatilis (European perch), 1384 nucleotides long. RefSeq lists its product as uncharacterized. The coding region runs from base 313 to 1116 and encodes 267 amino acids. The record is from RefSeq and is a predicted model, not a curated record. The transcript has 6 exons. Gene Ontology annotation, cellular component: plasma membrane. Gene Ontology annotation, biological process: cell surface receptor signaling pathway. Lineage: Eukaryota; Metazoa; Chordata; Actinopteri; Perciformes; Percidae.